UAAUUUUAUUUUAUCAUGUUUAAACAUAUUCAAAAGGGCAAUUAUAUUCGAUAUUUUUCACAAAGCCACGACUGGACUUUACCCACAGGCCAUGAUACUGGAAUAAAAAUUUAUAAUUGCGUGACAAAAACCAAAGUGCCUCUUAUCGUAAAGGACCAAAAUCUCACAAAAUGGUACAGUUGUGGCCCCACAGUUUACGAUUCCAGUCACAUUGGACACGGAGCAUGUUACACAAAACUCGAUAUUAUACAGAACAUAUUAAAAAAAUAUUUUAAAUUAAACUUAGUCACUGUUAUGAAUAUAACCGAUAUAGAUGAUAAGAUUAUUAAAAGGAGUAACGAAUUAAAGCUGAGUACAACACAAAUUGCAAACAAAUAUGAAAAAGAAUUUUUUAGUGACUUGUCACUGUUGCAAGUACAAAAACCGGACAUAAUUGUGCGGGUUUCGGAAAACAUUAACUUGAUAAUAAAAUUUAUAGAUCAAUUAAUUAAAAAAAAAUAUGCCUACAAAUCUGGCGAUUCUGUUUAUUUUGACGUAACUAAAUACAACAACUACGGCAAACUACAAAACGUCGGCGACAUAAAUAACAAAACUGGAGUGAAGAAGUCUUCAGCAGACUUCGCUCUUUGGAAGGGCAGCAAACCUGAUGAACCAUUUUGGGAGAGCCCCUGGGGAAAUGGCAGACCUGGUUGGCACAUUGAGUGUUCUGCCUUAGCCACACACCUAUUUGGUUCAAAUUUUGAUGUUCAUGCAGGAGGAAUUGAUUUGAGGUUUCCUCAUCACGAAAAUGAGGAAGCUCAAUCAUGUGCAUUUCAUGAUAACAACCAAUGGGUAAAUUAUUGGCUACACACUGGACAUUUACAUCUUAAAAACGACGAAAAAAUGUCGAAAUCAUUAAAAAAUACUAUAUCCAUUCAACAAAUGUUAAAAAAUGUGAAACCUGAAGAAUUUCGUAUGGCUUGUUUGAUGUCACAUUACCGAUCUUUUAUGGAAUAUAGCGAUGAUUUUAUUUUAACUUCCAAAAGUUAUUUAAACAAAUAUAAAAAUUUUAUUAUUGCUUGCAAUGAAUUUAAAAAUGGCACAUUAACUGGCACAAUUAAUAGUGACAUUUUAAGAACAUUACUUGAAGAUACUUCUAACAAAAUACAUCAUUCAUUGUGCGACGAUUUUGAUACUCCUUCAGUAAUAAAGUGCUUGAAUGAAGCUAUUGGUACUGUUAAUUCUAUGUUGCACUCUUCUGGAAGUAGUACAGAUGAAAAAGAUCUUGUAUAUGUGACUGCUUUUGUAAAUUUACUUGUAAAUACUUUAGAUAUUUUUAAUUUAAGUCUCAAAGACCAAAACAAUCUGAGUGAUCAUACUUUUGUUGAAGUGAUGGACAUUUUAAAUAAUUUUAGGCAGGAUGUGAGAACUUUAGGUCUAGUUUCAAAAAAUAAAGAAGUUUUAAAACUGUGUGAUAAUGUUAGAAAUAAUCUUGGUAAUCAUGGAAUUGUUGUUAAAGAUCAUGGUAAAGUUUCUACUUGGUCAAAAUAAAUAUAUACUUAU
Aethina tumida (small hive beetle) is the source of this 1542-nucleotide messenger RNA. RefSeq names its product probable cysteine--tRNA ligase, mitochondrial (gene CysRS-m). Gene Ontology annotation, molecular function: ATP binding; cysteine-tRNA ligase activity. The transcript has 2 exons. The record is from RefSeq and is a predicted model, not a curated record. Gene Ontology annotation, cellular component: cytoplasm. Lineage: Eukaryota; Metazoa; Arthropoda; Insecta; Coleoptera; Nitidulidae. Bases 16 to 1530 code for a protein of 504 amino acids. Gene Ontology annotation, biological process: cysteinyl-tRNA aminoacylation.